Molecule: messenger RNA, 228 nt
Organism: Opisthorchis viverrini
Lineage: Eukaryota; Metazoa; Platyhelminthes; Trematoda; Opisthorchiida; Opisthorchiidae
Exons: 1
Coding region: 1-228 (75 amino acids)
Source: RefSeq, a predicted model, not a curated record
AUGAACCUGCGACAAGAGUCGAUAAACCAGCAAGCCGCGUUUUUGAGUAUUGGAGUUUCUUCUUCUGUCCAGAUCUGGACACUGAAACUCCCCAUCCCGCUUUCUGACCAAUCAGAUCCCGUCUUCCACUGGGCCACAGCCAACUUCCCAUCUCCUCAGCUGAUCGGUCUAUUUCUCGGUUCUUCUAAAGAGCCAUUAAUACGAUGCCGUCAGCUGCUGACUCCAUAA